AUGGCAGACGCGGUGAUUGCUGGUCAGCGCGUGGAGGCCCCGGUCACAUGGAAGGCGUACCUUAUGUGCGUGUUCGCGGCCUUUGGUGGUAUAUUCUUCGGCUACGACUCUGGCUAUAUUAAUGGAGUUAUGGGCAUGGAUUAUUUCAUCCAAGAAUUUACAGGAAAGGUCAAAAGCGAAACUCCCGCCGCGCAGUUUGUGAUUUCAUCGUCGAAUAAAUCCCUUAUCACCUCUAUCCUGUCUGCGGGGACGUUCUUUGGCGCUAUUAUUGCCGGUGACCUGGCAGACUGGUACGGCCGUCGCAUCACGAUUAUCAAUGGCUGCGGAGUCUUUAUGGCUGGUGUGGCUUUUCAGAUUGCCUCUACCACCGUGCCCAUGCUUGUCGUCGGCCGAUUGAUCGCAGGCGUUGGUGUCGGUUUUGUCUCUGCGAUCAUCAUUCUGUACAUGUCUGAGAUUUCUCCUCGAAGGUUCCGUGGUGCUAUCGUAUCGGGCUAUCAGUUUUGCAUCACCAUUGGUUUGAUGCUGGCCUCCUGCGUGAACUAUGGGACGGAGAACCGGAAUGAUUCGGGCUCAUACCGUAUCCCGAUUGCCCUCCAACUCCUCUGGGCGAUCAUUCUUGGGAUAGGUCUGUUCGUCCUUCCAGAGUCUCCCCGUUAUUAUGUUCGGAAAAACAAUCUGGCUGAAGCAGCCAAAACCCUCGCUCGCGUGCGAGGCCAGCCCCCGGAGUCAGAGUAUAUCACGCAAGAGCUGGCAGAAAUCGUGGCCAACAAUGAAUACGAGAUGCAGGUUAUUCCCCAGGGCGGCUAUUUUGCUACGUGGUUGAACUGCUUCCGUGGAGGUCUCCGGUCUCCUAACAGCAACCUUCGUCGUGUUAUCCUUGGGACCUCUCUUCAGAUGAUGCAACAAUGGACUGGAGUGAACUUCGUCUUCUAUUUUGGUACUACGUUUUUCCAGAACCUCGGUACCAUUGACGACCCUUUCCUCAUCAGCAUGAUCACCACGAUUGUCAAUGUCUUUUCUACUCCGAUCUCCUUUUACACGAUGGAGAAGCUCGGUCGUCGCCCUCUACUGCUUUGGGGCGCUCUGGGCAUGGUCGUCUGCCAAUUUAUUGUGGCGAUCGCUGGAACCGUGGAUGGAGACAACAGUAAAACCGUCUCGGCGCAAAUCUCGUUUAUCUGCAUUUAUAUCUUUUUCUUUGCUUCCACUUGGGGCCCUGGCGCUUGGGUCGUUAUUGGCGAGAUUUUCCCGCUGCCCAUUCGUUCUCGUGGCGUUGCGCUAUCAACAGCCUCCAACUGGCUUUGGAACUGCAUUAUUGCAGUUAUCACACCGUACAUGGUUGAUAUCGACAAGGGGAACCUCAAGUCCCGAGUGUUCUUUAUCUGGGGAUCCCUGUGUGCCUGCGCAUUUGUCUAUGUCUACUUCCUGAUUCCCGAGACAAAAGGCCUCACCCUCGAACAAGUCGACAAGAUGAUGGAGGAGACUACUCCUCGCACAUCUGCCAAAUGGAAGCCUCACUCUACCUUUGCGACCGAGAUGGGUAUGACUGAGAAAAAUGCGAGUACAACCGUGGAAAGCGCUGCCUAAGGAAUACAGCAAGGAUGUCCCUUCCUUGCUCGUUCGAUUCAGUUCUGUUUUGGAAACAUCUUACAUCCGCCCCGAGUACGCAUUUGCAGGUUGGGACUAGCUUUCACAGAGGAUCGUAAUAGCUAUGGGAAAUAGCAAUGCCUACAUUUACUCUUCUUCUCUCUCCAUUGCCCCUUAAAUUAAUGGAGAGCCACUUUGGAAUUAUCACACUACUGCAUCAUUCAAUAAUGGAAUGUUAAUUUCCCUUGA
This is a messenger RNA of Aspergillus nidulans FGSC A4, 1833 nucleotides long. Its product is annotated as glucose transporter mstA. The record is from RefSeq and is a predicted model, not a curated record. Gene Ontology annotation, cellular component: membrane. Gene Ontology annotation, biological process: transmembrane transport; carbohydrate transmembrane transport; proton transmembrane transport. Bases 1 to 1584 code for a protein of 527 amino acids. The transcript has 6 exons. Gene Ontology annotation, molecular function: transmembrane transporter activity. Lineage: Eukaryota; Fungi; Ascomycota; Eurotiomycetes; Eurotiales; Aspergillaceae.